Entrophospora candida is the source of this 1248-nucleotide messenger RNA. The record is from the annotation of a GenBank genome assembly. NCBI's taxonomy places the organism in Eukaryota, Fungi, Glomeromycota, Glomeromycetes, Entrophosporales, Entrophosporaceae.
AUGAAUCCUCAUACGGAUAAUUUGGCCAUCACGUUCGAUACAAAAAAUGUAAAUGAAGGUCUAACAACUGCUUGUAUUAAUAUUCCACCAACGAUCAGUGAAACGAUUGGUAUAAUAAAAAAUGGAGAUGAAGGGGAAAGAGCUUAUGUAACAACCGCUUGUUCUCGUUGUCAGAAACGUCACAUAAGGUGCGAUGACCAAAGGCCUUCAUGUCAAAACUGUAAAGAAAAGGGUUGUGAGUGUAUUCGUAUUCAGCCGAAAGUUUCGCGUGGCCGUCCCCAAGGUACGCUUAAUGGACAGGGGAAAUCCCUCAAAAAAAUUACAAACAAUAUAGCUGGGAAGAGAGCUAGAAAACCUAGGAGAAGGCAAUCGACCAAAUCUAGCGAUGUCAAAUAUAACGAUGUCAAAUAUAACGAUGUCAAAUAUAACGAUAUCAUAAAAGAAAUACUCAAUCAUGAAGGUGUUGUUGGUAUUGACGGAAAUAAUAAUAAUGAUCCAUCAACUUUGGGUUUUUAUAAUGGAUUGACGCCCUCCUCAUCUUUUCAAAGUACAUUGUCAACACCUUCAUAUUCGUUCACAUCUUCGCAUGAUACUUACGACAUUAACAAUAACAAUCCUGUCUUUGGAAGUAGCAACUUGACUGAUUCACCAAUUCAAGCUCCGUUUAGCUUUAUUGACAUCUCCAAUCGAUACAAUGUACACCCACUUCAAAUCCAAAUUCCACCAGAAAACAUUAGUGAUUUUGUGCUUGGUCCUAAUGCGUUAACUACAAAUGUUGAUCUUGAGAUAGUUAAUGAUAACUAUGGAUGUGAAGUGGAUCCAAUACAAUUCCAUCAUUGGUUAAUGCACGGUUCGUUAGAUUCAUUCAAUAGUUCUACAUCAAUGAAUGAACAAUAUGUAGAUUACUUGAAAACAGCAUCUAUCUCAAAUGCAAAUGUUGGUAAUUACCAACUCAAUGCUCCUCCUACUGAUACCAAUACAUAUCCAAUGAAUUCACCAUCUUGCCAAAACUGUACUCGUGCAUGUGAUCAAUGUAUUGAUGCGCAUGCUAAGUGUAAUCUGAGAGAUGGGUUUUCUUUGUGCGAUAGAUGUAUUGAUAAUAACAAUAAGAAUUGCAGUUUUAAUAAACCUCACGAAAAAAGAGGUCGCAAACCUGGUAGCAAAAACGAACCAAAGAUGAAUGAAACUGAAAACAGCAAUUCUAACAAUGUCAACGUUGUUGAUAAUGUUGUCAAUGAUACUCAUUGA